Molecule: messenger RNA, 1945 nt
Organism: Saprolegnia diclina VS20
Lineage: Eukaryota; Oomycota; Saprolegniomycetes; Saprolegniales; Saprolegniaceae
Exons: 2
Coding region: 5-1945 (646 amino acids)
Source: RefSeq, a predicted model, not a curated record
UAAUAUGAAGCUCUCGCGUGUUGCAGUUGUCGGCCUUCUUUUCGUCGCCGCCCGUCACGCCCAAGCCCAAGCCCAACCCACGAGCUCGUCGACCAGCAACACCCUCGACACAUUGCCUGACACUGCGUCUUUGUACGAGACGUCCGGCUCGUCGGAUGCCACGCCGGCCCCGGUGCUUGAAGUCAUCCAGGCAGCGCAGCAUAUCAUCGCAAAGCUCCGCACUCGGUGCAAUCCAAAGCAGAGCGCGAGCUUGAAGCGCCCGUCGGUCGCUGCUGCCGUUGCGUCGGCUGCCGACUCGGCGGCGGGCUCGGGUGCCGAUGCCGUCACCAGUGCUCCUAUCGCGGACGUCAUCGAUGCCGCCCAAGAUGCCGGUGCCUCGCCGGCCCAGGCUGCUGCUGUGGCCGAUGCCGCGUCGUCGGGCGUCACGGGCAGCGACCUUGUUGCCGUCGCCUUGGCGGUCGGUGUCAACCCGUCGGAUGCCGUGAGCGUCGCCAGUGCUGCGAGCAGUGCGGCGGGUACGCCUGCGCCGAUCAUCGAGAUCAUCCAGGCUGCGCUCGACUCGGGUGCAAGCCUUGGCCAGGCCGCUGCCAUCGCGGUUGCCAUCAACUCGGGUGGCUCGCCUGCCGAGGUGCAGAUCGCGGCUAUCGAGGCCGGUGCUCCGCUCUCGGUUGCGUCGGCCAUCGCUUCGGCUGUGUCGUCGUUCACGCAGUCGACGGCGGGUUCGUCGGAUGCCACGCCGGCCCCGGUGCUUGAAGUCAUCCAGGCGGCGAUUGAAGCCGGUGCCACGCCUCAGCAGGCCGCUGUCAUCGCCGUCGCGGCCGACACCGGUGCUAGUGCGCUGGGCAUUGUCCAGACGGCGCUGGCGGUUGGCGUACCUUCGUCGAUUGCAAACGCAGUUGCUGCUGCGGCAAACGUGGCGGCGGGAUCGAAUGCGGAUGCUGUCACCAGUGCUCCGAUUGUCGAUGUCGUUGCCGCUGCCGAAGACGCUGGUGCUACCUCAUCCCAAGCAGCCGUUGUGGCCGAUGCUGCGUCGUCGGGUGUCACGGGGACUGAUCUUGUGAAUGUCGCGCUUGACGCCGGCGUCUCUCCGGCCCUGGCAGGCACAGUUGCUACUGCUGUGGCAGAAGCAGCUGCGACCCCGGCACCCAUCGCUGUCGUCAUCCAAACCGCAUUGGAUUCGGGUGCAAGCUUGAACCAAGCUGCCAUCAUUGCUACGGCAGUGGAAUCCGGUGCCAGCCAAGCAGGCAUUCUCAGUGCGGCGCUUGCGGCGGGCGUCGCCCCCAAAGAUGCCAUUGCCAUCGCUUCGGCGGUCGCGUCAAGCAACGGCUCUGGUACGGGUUCGCUUGCCGCCCAAACGAAGACCGCGUUCAACGCCGCUGAAGGUACGGGCGCUAGCCCCGAGCAAGCUGCGGUGCUCGCAGUCGCGAUCCAAACCGGUGCGACCGAGACCGAGAUUGCCGACAUUGUCAAGAACAACGGCGUCGGAUCUUUGAAGGCGGACAUCAUCGCUUCGACGCUGAGUGCGCUGAGCCCUGGCAGCGCAGCCGACAUUAUCAAGGUCAACGAGCCCGAAAAGAUCAUCUCGAACAGUGAGGACGCCGGGAUCCCACCGGGGGUCGCCGCGGAGAUCGCUGUUGCCGCCGGCGAGGGCGAGUCGACGAAGCAGGUCGAGAAGCUAGGCGCCGAAGCCGGUAUCUCGGCCCAGACCGUGUCCAACAUUUUCGCGGGCAUUACCACGGGGUCACAGAAAUCGGAGCCGGAACCGGCUACCGAUCUCAACACGUUGCCAGCGUACAACUUUACACCGGCACCGACGGCCGUGGGCACCGAAGGCGAGACACCAUCCACAAUCGGUGGUGUGUUCCAAAACAUCGUCGACUACUUGACGUCGGCGCCCGCGACACCGAGCUUGCGAUCGCGUCCGCAGUGCGCGCCGACGGCGUAA